UUCCAUUAGCCAUUUAUCGAUCCGCAGAGUAAAUGUCGCGGAAAACUCUCCACAAUUGCAAUGCUAUCUAUCGACACCGGUUAAACCUGUUUCGUAGUGCUCUAUAGAUCGCUCUAUAGAUCGCUUGCAAAUAAAUAAAUAUCGUACACGAAAUCAGAAAUUUCAUUCAUUCAGUGCAUUUUAGCAACGGGAACUAGAAUGAUCAGAACCACUGCAUGUCUGUGCCUGUUCUUAUUGUUUAUCUGUCUGUUUAUUCCACGGAAUGAUGGCGCCACAAAAGUUUUCUACGAGUUUCACAUUCGCGAAAACACUGACAAGGGCGAGCUCAACGGUACAUCAACAUACAGUGAAAGUGAUGCUCGUGCGGAACCCGAACUAAUCGUCACAGGGAAACGGACUUCGUCCGUGAUUUUGCCUGGCUAUGAUCCCACCGCCGGUAACUAUGUCUACAAGGAGGAUGCCACCUAUGUGGCGGAUGACAGUGGCUACCAUGUCCAGUACAACCAUAGCAUAGAAGCCGUGGAUGCUGACACGCGGAUAAGUGCAAAAGCGCUCAAAACAACCGUCGGUUGAGGGCGGCGUAAAUAUCAUUAGCAUUAGAAAGAAUCUGAACUAAUUAUUAUUUAUUAUCAAUUGCAACACCCAGACACCAGUCUGGCUGGAACUAGAACUAGUAGCUGUCCCACGGCACAGGCACAUAUCGCAUGUCACAUGGCUGAGGCUGACAAAAAACAAACAGAAACUGUAAAAGAAUUGUUGGAAUCGGUACAAUGAAAUCUUUUGCACAUUGCGUGUUGAAUUAUGCAUAUUAUCAUGUAUGUACAUAAACACAACGACUAAUAUUAAUGCGCAAAUCACACAGCAAUCAAAUUUUAGUUUAUUGAUAUUUUAAGAGCUUUACCAUUGUGAUUUAAAAGGAAAAAUAAUUGUAGGCGAAACACUCAACAAUUUUCUAUACGAUUGUUUAGUUUGGAUGAGCAUAAUUUUAUUUUAUUUAUUUGGCAGUAUUUAUGUGAACAAUUUCAUGAAUUUUUCAAUUAAAAUUGUCCCUGCUCAUAAAUUAACAAUAUUGCAGCUCAUUUAGUUUGCCUUAAUUGUUUUCGUCUUCAAACCUCUUUUUUGUGUCAAUUUUAUUUAUUUUUCCAUUUAAAUGAACUUUUUAAAGCUGCUGUAAAUAGCAGUUUAAUAAUUUUAGCGUUGCCACUUGAUUUCUGUACGAAGUGAAGUUGGUUGCGUCUCACUCCUAUGUGAAAUGGCAACAUUUUUUUCAAUAAUUUGCCAAAAUAUUCAUUGCAUUAAAAGUAUAAAUCUUUCUUAUUUUUCUA
Drosophila obscura is the source of this 1325-nucleotide messenger RNA. RefSeq lists its product as uncharacterized. The record is from RefSeq and is a predicted model, not a curated record. The coding region runs from base 199 to 573 and encodes 124 amino acids. The transcript is spliced from 3 exons. NCBI's taxonomy places the organism in Eukaryota, Metazoa, Arthropoda, Insecta, Diptera, Drosophilidae.